AUGAGCCAGCGCAACAAACGCAGGCGAGUGAAUGCCAGUUCGAGCUCACCAUCUGUAUCGUCGAAUCUUACGAUGGCAAACCCAAUUACUGCAGAUCCAUGUAACCCUGCCAAUGUGUUGGAAAGGCAAAAAUGGAACGGCUUCUGUGAGCUUGAGUCGGAACCGGCUAUUUUUAACGUGAUGCUGCGCGAAUUCGGAGUCAAAGGGGUCAAGGUUCAAGAAGUCGUCUCACUGGACGAAGAAUUGAUGGCAUUCUUAAAGUAUGACUCUUCCAGUGACAUUGUCUCUGACAUUCUUAACGGCCUGUUGAUUCUGAAGAAGGCUUACAUGCAAGUAACGGCCAGUAAUGCCUGCGCAAGCGUGGCACUCCUGAACAUUGUGAACAACAUCGAAGGAAUCGACCUUGGGGACAAUUUACGACAUUUCAGAGAAUUUACGAUGCCGUUCACACCAGCGUUGAGGGGCGAUGCCAUCAACAAUUUUGAAUUCGUCAAACGGAUACACAACUCGUUUGCCAGGAGAAUGGACAUAUUGAAUUCAGAUCUGCAGCUGAAGGUGGAGGCGACAUCCAAACGUUCUCGGUCAGGCAAGAACAGGCAUGAUGAGUUUGAGACUGACGCUGGAUUUCACUUUAUCGCAUUUGUUCCUGCACUGGGCAAAGUCUGGAAGUUUGACGGCUUGGAGCGUCAGCCCCAAGCUCUCGGGGAAUAUGAGCCCGACGAGGACUGGUUGACUCUAGUACGGCCCAACAUUCUCACCAGGAUGGCGGAGUACGAAGAGGAUCAAAUUGAGUUCUCUAUUCUCAGCGUGGCUAAGGAUCCGCUUGUUGAGCUCGAAGAUAAGCUGGCAAUCAAUGUCAAAUGCUUGGAAUCAGUCAACCGCUGGUUGGCUUCCCGCGAGGAGGCCGAGGAAGUCUGUCCCGGGCCCGAAUGUCCCGCUUCUCUGCUCGAAAAUACAAUUUUGGGACCCGAUAUUUCCUUUAAUUUGACGAGGCAUCGCAUCGAGGGCGUGAUUAUCCCACCAGGGCGUGAAGUACAGUAUGAGAAAGCCUCAGUGGAUGAACUGAGGCAGCAUCAAUACCGGCUCAGCAACGAGCAGCGGGAGCUUCGAGCAGCCAUUUUGGAAGAACAGCAAUCCCAUCGGGCGGACGAUGACUAUGCAACCGGGCGGCGGUUCGACUACGGACCAGCAGUCAAAGCAUGGAUUCGGUUCUUGGCGCGCAAAAGAAUCUUAGAGAGCUUGAUAUGA
Aspergillus thermomutatus is the source of this 1248-nucleotide messenger RNA. Its product is annotated as ubiquitin C-terminal hydrolase 37. The transcript is spliced from 5 exons. Gene Ontology annotation, biological process: ubiquitin-dependent protein catabolic process; protein deubiquitination. The record is from RefSeq and is a predicted model, not a curated record. Gene Ontology annotation, cellular component: cytoplasm. Bases 1 to 1248 code for a protein of 415 amino acids. Gene Ontology annotation, molecular function: cysteine-type deubiquitinase activity. NCBI's taxonomy places the organism in Eukaryota, Fungi, Ascomycota, Eurotiomycetes, Eurotiales, Aspergillaceae.